This is a messenger RNA of Cetraspora pellucida, 1206 nucleotides long. NCBI's taxonomy places the organism in Eukaryota, Fungi, Glomeromycota, Glomeromycetes, Diversisporales, Gigasporaceae. The record is from the annotation of a GenBank genome assembly.
AUGGCUAAUAAAAAAGACUUUGAUAAUAUUAGAGAUGAAAUCGAAGCCCGGGCAGCUACACUAAGGUUGGCGGAUAAUAAGGGUUGGGGUACAGCAUUACAGAUAGUCGGGAGUAAUGACAAAAUGAUGGAAAAAUACAAGGAUCAUAUUCCAUUAUUUAGCCAUUCAGGUGCGGCCUCACGCUAUUUUAAUCGGAAUAAGUCUAGUAAGGCAUAUAGGCAUAAGAGGAAAAGAUAUUCUUCACCUUCGUCUGAUUCAGAAAGAGAUGAAAAGGAGCCUUUAGGUUUUCAGAAUGUAAAGGAGUCUUUAACUGCUUCAACUGUGGAGGCCUUGGUCACAUCGCCUCCAGCUGCCCUUCCACAGGUUCUAGAGCCACCACCAAGUCAAAGAAUGGAGACUAACCACACUCGGACCCCAUUCUUAGAAGAUUGUCUAGUGUCAGGUCUGAGGGAGCCAGAAAGUCGAAUGUCAUCAAUUUCAGGUUGUAUGGAUGUUCUAACAGCAGUUUCAAGAACACAUCUUGAAACCCAGCUUACAGAUCCAUCCAAGGAAUAUAGAGUUAAGAGAGUUUAUAGAACACUGUUAAAGGAUCAUAGAAAGGCUAAAGACCCAAACUGGCCUCGUGAUCCUUUAACAGUAGCUGCCUUAAAGUUUUUUGUUGACAAGAAACCACAACUAAUCAGUGAUUAUUUUUGGAUACGCGAUGCUGCAUUGAUAGCUAUUGGCUUGAGAACUAUGCGCCGUCCUGGUGAACUUUGUAGUCUAAAGCUUAAAGAUAUUAAGUUUGGAGAAAAACUGUUUUGGGUUCAUAUAAGUUCAUCCAAGACAGAUCAAUUUGCCAAUAGAAAAUUUAUUCCGAUAGAAUAUUCAAAUAGUAAAUAUUGUCCAGUCAGGCUAUUAAGAAGAUACCUGGCAAUUAGGCCAAGAACAUCAGAUGAUAGGCCACUUUUCCUGUCUAGAAGCAAAGUACAGUUGUCAGUAGGGGUAGUAGGUGCCAUUGUCAAGAGAAUCGCAGAGAAUGCAGGCCUCCAAGGAAGAUUCACUGCUCAUAGCAUUAGAAUAGGAGGUGCUACAGCAGCAAUGGAGGCUGGUAUGUCAUUAGCACAAAUUCAAGCCAUAGCAGGAUGGGACAGUAAAUCAGUUAUGCUAUAUCUGAGGACUGUGGGCAUGGCAAACUUAAUGUUUUCAAAGAAAAUGGGGUUUUAA